Messenger RNA from Fonsecaea nubica, 1185 nucleotides. RefSeq lists its product as hypothetical. The record is from RefSeq and is a predicted model, not a curated record. The coding region runs from base 1 to 1185 and encodes 394 amino acids. Lineage: Eukaryota; Fungi; Ascomycota; Eurotiomycetes; Chaetothyriales; Herpotrichiellaceae. Gene Ontology annotation, molecular function: protein binding. The transcript has a single exon.
AUGCCUCACCAUUUACAUUUCGUUAAGCAGCGACCUUCAACCACCAACCAUGCUGCAUCACAAGUGCCUAAAAUCUUUGACGCUGUGGAUAGCGCAUCGAUCUCAUCGAGUACAGAAAGUAUAUCCAAUCAAACCACGACCUCUGAAGCCAAGACAGACCCUCAGUCCGAUGAGGUGCCCAUAUACUAUGUGAACAACGUGGCAUACAGGCGACAGAAAGCCAGUACCGAGAACGACCCUCUGAUCGACACCACGGCUGCCCUGGCACUACAUUCCAAGAAGACAGCCCGACUUCAAAGACGACAGCAAAAGAAGCAGGCUCGGAAAGUGCGGUCCGAGGUUCAGUCGUUCCUAGAUCUCCCACAGGAGUUACUGUCGAUGAUACUGAGCUUCCUGCAACCUUCUGAUAUUUUCCAUUUACUUCGCCUCAACCAGUCCAUGCGCAUGUUUAUUUCAGAUAAUGAGCGAGCAAUUGCUGAUGACAUCAUGAACCGUCACUACUGGGUCCUUAGGCAGUGCUUUCCGCCACCUGUGUCACUCGAUCAAGUUCCUCCUGUAGCUCGACCAGCGCUUAUGAAUGAGCAACGGCAGGGCCGGGGUCGAAUCCACAAGAUCCAAUAUCAACACAUCAAACAGAUCGAUCCCUCGAGUGUGUGCACGUGUAUGAGUUGCGUCCUCUCCUGGAACAAUCUCAACAUUGUCCUCGACCUUGCUCAUUGGCAAAAGAACUUGGAAAACCGCGAACCUUUACCAAUAAUCCCGCCAGGACGCAAUCCAGAUUGGAAUGUGAAACUUCUGGAUCGACAUGCUGCAAUUGUCACGAAGGCGACGAGAAGCCCGCUCACCUAUGCACGGAUCCUGCAAAUCCACCUCGACACAACUACUCGCACGAUAAUCCGGUUUGGCAAAUGGGAAAUGAAAAGAGACAAGACGCGAAGAUCUGAGCCUCGACUGUAUCAGCUCACUGAUGCAGAAGUCGCCGCGGGGACUGAUGAGUUUCUCGAACGCAAAGGACCACCCAGCUACCAACCGCUUUAUAUGCGCGAUAAUUAUUACACCGUUGGGGCAUUUGUGCCACACCGUAAGUGGGACAGGGACGAGCAGAAGUGGUACUACUAUGCAAAAUGGCCGCGUCCACAUGAGAAUGAUUUGAACUGGAUCGUGGCGAGAUUCACGCCGAAAUAA